AUGUCAGAUCGCAAAGACAGUGAGAAGGGCUCAGGAGAGCUUUGUCGAGAGCCGCAAGACCUGUCUCUUUCAGCAGAUAAUGACUUCUCACGUGUCUCAGGCGCUUCUGGCCCAUACCAUCCUCUCAAAUUCAUGGAGUUUCCUCGCGAGAUUCGCAACGCCAUCUACAAACAGAGUCUCGCCUACCCAGACGGAGUGUUCAUCAUCGGAAGCAACCACUGCAUCGAGCGAGGCCGCCGCCGAGCCGUUCUCGGCCACAGGCUGAGCCCCUUCAUGCCCCUAUCCGGGUAUACCGCCGAGUUCUCGGCCUCCACUCGAAACCUGGCGAUCCUUCGCACGAGCAAGACCAUAUCCGCCGAGGUAGGCAAGAUCCUGUACGGCGAGCCACUCGUCUUCACCGAGAUGGUGGCUCUGCAGAGCUUCCUGACCGGCCUCAGCCAGGAGAAGAUCAGCCUGCUGCGCCACGUGGCCGUCGACGACGACGUUUUCGGCAUCUACGACGGCCAGCAGGAUGUUAUGCCGAGCGUCUUUGCUCUCCUGAAGGACGCUGGCGGCCUGGAGAACCUGCGCAUCCCCGCCAUCGUCCCCAUCAGGGCCGUGUUCCGGACCUGCAUUGACGGUACCCACGACGCUACAGACGAUACGAUCGGCGUCGCCUGUUUCGACCCCGUGCUUGCGAGGAACUUGGCUGCCGAAGUUUAUAGCCGUACCUACACCUAUCUCCGGGUCGCAGUUUCAGCUCGCGGCAUCGACAAGGUCAUGGAGGUGCUGCGGGCGUUCGAGGAUACCUAG
Molecule: messenger RNA, 792 nt
Organism: Diaporthe amygdali
Lineage: Eukaryota; Fungi; Ascomycota; Sordariomycetes; Diaporthales; Diaporthaceae
Exons: 2
Coding region: 1-792 (263 amino acids)
Source: RefSeq, a predicted model, not a curated record